Molecule: messenger RNA, 1179 nt
Organism: Cyphellophora europaea CBS 101466
Lineage: Eukaryota; Fungi; Ascomycota; Eurotiomycetes; Chaetothyriales; Cyphellophoraceae
Exons: 3
Coding region: 1-1179 (392 amino acids)
Source: RefSeq, a predicted model, not a curated record
AUGUCUUCGGGAUCGGGGGAAGACCGCGAUCUGCUCGCGCGCUUGAAUGCCCUCAAGAAGAGCACAAUAGACUUUGACAAUACCAUAGGCACUCCUGUCGCCGAUAGAAGUGUGCCAAUCGAUCCUGCUCCUGCACGAGCCCUACACGCUGAUCUCGUAGAUCGGUUUAAAACACUUUCGGGCACAAGUCGAACAACUACCGGUCAGUUUGUAGCCGAGUCUAAUAGCAAUGAUCAUGCAAGUCUUGGAGCAGAUGAGUUCGCCGAUGAGGGCAAAACGGUAGAGGAGCUAUUAGCGGAUCUUGGUCCUGUCGAACAGUGGGAAGUUGACAAGUCCGAGCAAGAUCAAGUUGAUGACCUCCUUCGAUCGGCCAACACCGCCCUCAACAGCAGGCCGAAUCUAGAGAAGACCCCCAAUGAGGAUGAUGCCAACGCUGGGGAAUCGCACCCCACUUCACAUACCAUGCCUUCGAUAGAUCUUACGGCUUUCCAUCCCGAGCCCGAGUCCGACAACGAGACUACCGAGAAGCCUCAUAAAGAGGAACUACGGCGCAGUGUUAACCAAGAGGCCGAUGAUGUCCUCCAGCGCCUUCUCGACGAGGUCGACUACGAAAAGAAAUUCGGCCUCGCUCCCGACCAAGAAAGUCAAGACACCGACGAGGAGGGUGAUGACCGUCCGCGCGUCGAACAUGUAGGCACCCCUGACCCGCGAGCCCUCCCUAGCUCCAGCUCCGCACCGUCCAAUCCCGACAAUAGCAACCCAGCCCUUGACCUCCCCUCAACUCCCGCCGACCUCCCAGCGCCUCCUCCCGUCACCAGCACAAACGAAGACUCCGACCUCGCCGCACGUUUCGCCUCCCUCGCCCUCCCCACCUCAACCCUGCUCCCCUCCGUGCCCACAACCAUCUCCAGCACAGCCAAAUCUCCUCCUGCCUCCUCCAAACCACCAGCUCCAGGACUUACGGACGAGGACAUCGACACCUGGUGCAUCAUCUGCAUGGACGACGCGAACCUGCGCUGUCUGGGCUGCGACGGAGACUUGUACUGCACAAACUGCUGGGUGGAGGGCCAUCGAGGCGAGGAUGCCGGGUACGAGGAGCGGCGGCAUAAGGCUGUGGAGUUUGUGAAAAAGGGGAAGAAGAACAAAAGGGCCGCAGGAAGGGUGUUGGUUGGCGCGUAG